Sebastes umbrosus (honeycomb rockfish) is the source of this 1768-nucleotide messenger RNA. Its product is annotated as urotensin-2 receptor. The transcript is spliced from 2 exons. Gene Ontology annotation, molecular function: urotensin II receptor activity. Gene Ontology annotation, biological process: neuropeptide signaling pathway. Gene Ontology annotation, cellular component: membrane. NCBI's taxonomy places the organism in Eukaryota, Metazoa, Chordata, Actinopteri, Perciformes, Sebastidae. Bases 244 to 1386 code for a protein of 380 amino acids. The record is from RefSeq and is a predicted model, not a curated record.
UGCAGCCAGCAGGACACACAGCAGCAGAGAAGUUUGGAGGCAGAUUAUCGCCACAUAUUGUCCUCACUGCUGAAGAGAAAUAAUCCUAAUCUCAAGUAUUCAGAGGGAUAUUUCAAAAUGGGAAUGGAGUUUUUUCACCAAACAAAUCCAUGGAGUAUUAUUUUGACAGCUUCUGGGAUUGAACUGUUUUAAGACCAUUUAACAUUUCUGUGUAAUCACAAAACUUUUUUAUACUCUCACAUUAUGGACCUCUCAGGCUCUUUGCCACCACCGUCCCCAUACACCUUCCCUAUUAUCCCCAACGUCUCUGCUCCGUCCUCCCCUCCCUCCAUCUCUCCUUCACCUAGCUUGGCGUCUACAGCUCUCUUCUGCUCCCUCCUCUCCCUCCUCUCCCUGAUGGGCAUCACAGGAAACCUGUACACUAUGGGCCUCCUCCUGAGGCGCAGGAGGAGUAGGAGAAGACGUGGAGCGGGACCAAACUGCUGCCUAAUGAGAGUGCCUGUACCGUCCUGCCUGGCCAACUCCACCUCGCCUUCCUCCUCCCCUUUCUCCUCCUCCUCCCCCUCCUCCUCUCUUCACCUCCAGGUGCUGAGCCUCGCUCUUGCUGAUCUGCUCUACCUUUUCACCGCCCCCUUCAUCGUGUACGACAGUCUGGCGUCCGGGUGGGCCUUUGGCGAGCCGGGCUGCCGUCUCCUCCUGAGCCUCGACCUCCUCACCAUGCACGCCUCCAUCUUCACUCUAACCGCCAUGAGUCUGGACCGCUACCGGGCUGUGGCCCAUCCCCUGCACACCUCCUCCUCCAACUCCUCUGGCCUGCUGCGCGUAGGCCUGGCCUGGGGGCUGGCUGUGGCUCUCAGUCUGCCGAUGAUGAUCACGCUGCACCUGGAGGACGGGGAGAACCAGGAGGGCCAGCUGUGCGUGCCGGCGUGGGACGAGCAGAGCUCCAUGGCCUAUAUGAGCGUGCUCUUUUGCACCAGCAUCCUCGGGCCUGGGCUGGCCAUCGGAGCACUUUACGCCACUCUAGGCCGGCUGUACUGGGUGUCUCAGACCAGGCCGGCCUGGGCCAGUGGGAGCAGCACUGCUUGUCCUCCCCGUGCCCCCAAACCCAAAGUCCUGCUCCUCAUCCUGGGUAUCGUCCUGGCCUUCUGGGCCUGCUUCCUCCCCUUCUGGAUCUGGCAGCUGCUGCCGCUCUACCAGCCCGACAUGCUGCGGACAGUACCGGUGGGGACACAGGUGACAGUGAAUCGUAUCCUCACAGGGCUGACGUACGGAAACUCCUGUGUGAAUCCAUUCUUCUACACACUAUUGACUGGGAAACGAAGACGCAACCGGCAGACGCUGACCUCAGCAAAUCAGCUCUGCCGUAAGAGCAGUCCAAUGCAGUAGUGUGUGUGUGUGUGUGUGCGUGUCUAACAGUAGAGACAAUAAUGUGAGUGUGUACAUACUGUACAUGUGUGACAAGGUACUGAAUGCUUUAUGAGUUCCAUAACAGACACCAAAGACCAUUGAUUUAUCCUACAAACUAAAGACACACAACAAUACUAAGCAAAUGAGAGCACUUUGUAUAAAUGCUUUGUAAACUUGCUGUUAGGAGACAAUCAAAAAGACAAUCUCUGUAAGAUGUGUCACUGAAUUAAUGCUUUAUCUGAAAACCUUUUCCAAACUUUGGUGGUCAUAUCAAAUAAUGCCAUGUAUCCUCAUACAACAGUUUAUAUGAUAUCUUACGAAAAGUUAUUCCUAAUUUUUUGUGCGUUUUCCUGCGAAUGUC